Messenger RNA from Colletotrichum orchidophilum, 2310 nucleotides. RefSeq names its product RNA recognition domain-containing protein. Gene Ontology annotation, cellular component: U2-type catalytic step 1 spliceosome; U2-type catalytic step 2 spliceosome; Prp19 complex. The record is from RefSeq and is a predicted model, not a curated record. Lineage: Eukaryota; Fungi; Ascomycota; Sordariomycetes; Glomerellales; Glomerellaceae. Gene Ontology annotation, molecular function: pre-mRNA binding; U6 snRNA binding. The coding region runs from base 1 to 2310 and encodes 769 amino acids. The transcript has 6 exons.
AUGGCUGCCCCGACUUCUGCUGCCGCCGCUGUGGCGGAGCUAGAAGCCGCCCUCGAACCCAUGCAGAAUUAUAAGGCGCCUGGUGUCACCGGAAAUCGCAUUGCUACCAUAACUACAAUCUGUGUCGACAACAUCAAGAAUGAGUCGGUCCUCAUCCAGAAGUUGUAUACCACGUUCAAGAAGUUUUCUGCCCCAUACAAGCUUGGAGUCCUCUAUGUGAUAGACUCUGUGAUGCGCAAGUGGCUUGACAGAGCUAAACUGCACGGCCAACCCGUUGAUGGUUCUGCCGAUGAUGGAAGCUUUGGCGCUGGUUGUCACCGAAUCACUGGCCUCAUGCACACCCUCAUCAGUGACCUGGUACAGUUGCGCCUUGAAGGCCAAAAGGAGAAAUUGCUUAAGUUGCUCGAGAUAUGGCGUAGAGUCCAAACUUUCUCUCCUGACGUCCUCGAGGAUUUCCACCAGAAGAUUGAAUCUUCGCCUGACCCGAUUCAGUCCUACACGCCUGAGGGUAGUCCCCCACCAGGCUUGGUCGAGGCCAUGGGCUACAGAUCCAAUCCAGUGGCUGCCCCCUCUGCUCAAGCCCCGGCUGCUGAUGCUAACAGCAUCAUCGCCAAUCUGGCCAAGCUUACUCAGUCCGUCCAGAGCCAGAAUGAUCCUCAGACACAGGGCUACAUUCAGCCGCAGCAUGGCGCGCAGAGUCAGAAUAACGGACAUGGCCAGAACUUCGACCAGGGUCACAAUUACAACCAGGGCCAGGGCAAUAACCACACUCAAGCUGCUUACAGCCAGCCUCAACGCAACGUACAGUCUCCCGUCCCAACUCAGACUCAGACCCCGGCAGUGCCCCAGAACUUGCAAGACUUGCUCUCUAGACUCCAAAGUUCCACGCCUCAUCAGCAGCAGCAGCCGCCGCCUCCUAUGCCUCCCGUCAACCAGCUCCAUCAAGCUCCGUACUCCGUUCCUCCUUUCCCUGGUGGAACCCCUAACCCAGCGGCUCCGUACGCAUAUACUCAAGGCCAAAACCAGGCUCCUCCUGUCGGACAGCCGUUCCCGGGAGCUGUGCCUCAGCUUCCACAGGUCAAUGCCCAACAGAUGGCUUUGAUCCAGAUGUUUGCCAAUUCAGGGCUUACCGCGGAUCAAAUUACUGCCGCGCUUGCGGCCGUGAGCAACCAGAAUGGCGCUGCUUUUGCGGGACUCACUGCCCCCACGCCCUCGACCACAUCUGCCCAAGCCCCCAUCGCGUCUCAGAGCUACUAUACCAACGGUCAGGGAUGGGGCGGUCCCGUUCAGCCCAGCGGCAACAGUGAACAAUCUCGCUACAACGAUGGCGUUCGAUCCCCUAACAGAUAUCAAGGCCGGUCCCGGUCCAGAUCGCCCGGUCGCCGCUGGAACUCUGGCGGCUCUUCUCGCGGUCGUGACAAUGGCUUCGACCAUGGACGUCGCUCCCCCGAUCGAGACCGUCGUAAUAGUAGAGAGGGCCGAUAUGGCAGCGACUACCGUCAGCGUAGCCCGCAUGGGAGCCACAGUGCUGCUCGCGGUGGCCAUGGUGACUCUCGCCGCGGCUCGGACGACAAGUGGGUCGACUAUGAUCGUAAUCUGAAGUCCGGCCACAUCAAGGUUCUGAGCCGCACGCUGUUCGUCGGCGGUGUCAACCAAUCUGAGCACGAGCUUCGAGCUAUUUUCAGUCGAUUUGGUCAGGUCCAGACUUGCAUCGUGAACAAGGACAAGCGACAUGCUUUCGUCAAGAUGGUCUCCCGGGAGGAUGCUGUCCAUGCCAAGGAUGGUAUGGAGAUGCGUGCCAAUGGAAACAUGCCCCAGAAUGAUGAUGAGGCGCAGCUGAGAACCCGCUGGGGCGUUGGUUUUGGUCCGCGCGACUGCAGUGACUACCGUACUGGCGUUAGCGUCAUCCCCAUCAACAAGCUGACCGAGGCUGACCGCAAGUGGAUGUUGACUGCCGAGUAUGGAGGUAGUGGCGGUCGGCCCAUCGAGGAGGGCAUGGUCGUUGAGGAGCCCGAUAUCGAGAUUGGCAACGGUGUUUCCUCCAAGGCCAUUAGCCGCCGCAUGCAGACGGACAAGAGCGGUAACCAUGGACCUCGUUCCACUCGUGGCGGUGGACGUGACGACAGCCGCGAGGACCUCGGUCGCUGGCGCCGUAGCCGUGACCGUGAUCACCGCCGCGACGACAAGAAGUUCUCUUCCGCCAAUUCCCAGCCGCUUCCGCAGCAGUUCCCCUACGGUAUCGGCACCUUGCCCAACGGCAUGCCGGCGUACCCUCCCGGCUUCGCAUUCCCGGCCGCCAAGGAUAACUAA